AACUUGAGCAGACACCGUAAAAGGAAGAAAAAGUAAAAAGUGUGAGAGAGAGAGAGAGAGAGAGAGAGAGAGAGAGAGAGAGAGAGAGAGAGAGAGAGAGAGAGAGAGAGAGAGUGUUAGUUAGUUUGUGUGUAGCGAGAUCAUUUGAGGCACCUGCAAACAUGGGUAACUCUGAGCGGACACGACCGCCAGGACACCGGAGGAAGCGCUCACACAAGGCGAAAAACAAAAAGAAAAAGAAGACACACCACAGCAGAAAGAGAUCAAGGUCAAGGUCAAGAUCAAGGGCCCAGUCACCUGCUAACUCAGGGUCAAACUCUGAGAGGGAAUCCAAGUCAGCAACUAACCCAGCAUGUGUUGGUGAAAGCAAGAAGAGGCCUCGCAGCCCAUCCCAUUCACCUGAACGCAUCAAGGCGGGGUGUUCCUCCCUCCCCUCCCAGCCUGAUGCCUCUGCAGGGAGGGGAGGGAAGGUGAAGGGGGAUUCAGACUCUGAGGACGAGCUGAUGUUUGAGUGGGAGGCUCAUCGCCGGGAGCUGGAUCUGUUGUUCUGUGGGGGAGGACACGAGGAUCCUCUGCGGCAGGGCAGCGAGCAGUACCAGGACUUUUGGGCCUUCCUCAAGAAGUACCACAGCCUCCACAAGCAGCGCAAGAUCAGGGAAAUGUGUGGGGCGGGCCGGGGUGGCGGGGCGGGGCAGGGCAGCAGUGCAGUGUUUGGCCUUCCCCUUGCCUUCCACAAGAGGCACAACAUCAAUUUCAGUCUGAGUGGGGCGAGCAUUGAGGCACUGCAGGACCGCCUCCCCCCGCAGGACCUGGAGGAGGUCAGGGCAGGGCAGCGGAGGCUGUCACAGCGGCGGCUGGAGGAGGCCCGGCUGGUCAUGCUGCUCUACCUCGACUUUUCUCAGAAGCAGAGGUUUGAAAAGUUGCGGCAGCUGAGGCGAGCCCAAGCGGAGCUGCCCAUCGCCGCUCACCGGGAGGAGCUGCUGCAGAAGGUGGAGCAGCACAGUGUGGUGGUGGUGGCCGGCGACACAGGCUGUGGCAAGUCCACACAGGUGCCUCGGUACCUGCUGGACGCUGGCUACACCCAGGUGGCGGUGACACAGCCAAGGCGCCUGGCCUGCGUGGCGCUGGCCCGCCGCGUGGCCCACGAGACCUUGGACCUGUAUGGCUCCAGCGUGGGCUACCAGGUGAGGUUUGAGAAGACCCGCACGUCCCACACCCGGCUUGUGUUCUUGACAGAGGGGCUGCUGCUGCGGCAGGUGUGUGUGGACCCGCUGCUCACCCAGUACCAGGUGGUCAUCCUGGACGAGGUGCACGAACGUCACCUGGACACAGACUUCCUGCUGGGGGUGGUCAAGGUGCUGCAGGUGCGCCGGCCUGAGGUGCGCGUCCUGCUCAUGAGUGCCACCGUCAACUUGGACCUGUUCAGCAGCUACUUCCCCGGCGCCCCGGUGGUGCAGGUCCCUGGCCGCCUGCACCCCAUCACCCUCAAGUACAUGCCGCCGCCCCCCAGAGAGGUUUCCAAGAAGGAUCGCCUGGACCCGGGCCCCUACGUGCGCCUGCUGCAGCUCAUCGACCAGCAGUACCCGUCUGAGGAGCGCGGCGACCUGCUGGUGUUCCUCAGCGGUGCCAGGGAGAUUGGCAUCGUGGUGGAGGCGGCACAGGAGUACGCCCGGCACAGCGGGCACUGGGUGGUGCUGCCGCUGCACAGCACACUUUCCGCAGCCCAGCAAGAGCGAGUGUUCCACGUGGCCCCGGAGGGUGUCAGGAAGUGCAUCGUCUCCACCAACAUUGCUGAGACAUCAGUGACCAUUGACGGUGUGCGCUUCGUGGCCGACUCAGGACGAGUAAAGGAGAUGACCCACCAGGCUCAGGGCAAGAUGCGGCGCCUCAAGGAGUGCUGGGUGAGCCAAGCCUCGGCGGAGCAGCGCAAGGGCCGAGCAGGGCGCACGGGGCCCGGCUCAUGCUUUCGACUGUACUCCCCCGAAGACUAUGAGUCCUUCCCCCGCUACAGCCCCCCAGAGGUGCAGCGCGUGCCCCUGGACUCUGUGGUUCUGCGCAUGACCUCCAUGGGCCUGCCUGACCCCUGCCUCUUCCCCUUCAUUGAGCCUCCUCCACAAGAGGCUCUGGAGCAUGCUGUGUCCUCCCUCAGGGCCCAGGGCGCCCUGGAUGCUGAGGGAUGCCUGACCACCCUGGGAAAGCUGCUGGCACAGCUGCCCCUGGAGGUGGGCUUGGGCAAGAUGCUGAUAAUGGGGGCGCUCUUCCACCAGCUGGAGCCUGUGCUGUCCCUGGCGGCCACCAUGAGCGUGCAGAACCCCUUCCAGCCACACGCACGCAAGUCUCCGGAGUGCCAGGCUGCCAUCAGAGACCUGGAGAAUGACCACGGGGACCCCUUCACCCUCCUGGGGGCAUACAGGGAGUGGCUUGGCGUGAAAGAGUCGAGAUCACAAGACUCCCGCCAAUGGUGUCGGAAGAGGGGGCUGGAGGAGCACCACUUCUACGGUAUAACCAAACUGAGGCAUCAGUUCUCCCAGCUGCUUAAGGACUCUGGGCUGCAGCGGGUAGCUGGGGCUCCCAGGUCUGCCCUUACGAGUGCUGAACGAGCCAAGAGGCUUGGUGAGCUGCAGCAGCUGCGGGAGAUUCGCCGAGAGUUGCACCAAGAAGACCAGCGGCCCACCAGGGUGCUGCAGCUGGGGGAGGGGGACGGCUAUGAUGGGGAAUGGGAGGGGGAGGGGCAGGGGGCAACAGACAUAAAGGACGUGGACUUCAGGAUCACCAACGACCCAAGGCGCCUGCGUGAGAUCCUUCGUGGCUCUACGCUUCGUGGUCAAGACCAGACAAUGCUGAAAGUGAUCCUGUGCUGCGGGCUGUACCCGGGCCUGGCCAUUGCUGACGAGCACAACAACUACAAGGCUGGCUCGGAGCAACUCUUCCACACCCGGGAGCGUCCAUUCACGGUGCUGCACCCCGGGGGUGUCCUGGCUGCACAUCCUGAGGUGCUGCAGGUGGCAGACUCGGACAUUGUGGAGGUGCCAGGGUUUGGUCGUCACCCAGCUGCCCGCGGUCAACAGCUGCUGGCCUUUGGCUCUGUCCUGGAGACCCACAAGGCUUUCCUGGUGGACACAGUUCGUGUUCCAGCAGCCCAGACCCUGCUGUUAUUUUGCCACAGCCUGGACACUAACGCAGACAUAUCCACAAUAGCAUGCGACUCCUUCAUUGAGCUGAGGUUCCCAGACCCUCCGGUUGCUCAGAAUUUACUGUUGAGAGCGGUGUACCUUCGGAAGCAGUGGCAACACCUCCUACACCUCCGCACCUCCAGGAGUGAGGAUGAUGAGGGUGAGAGUGAGGUGGAGGCAGCUGGCUUGGAGAAAGAUCUUUCUGCUGGCUUGGUGGACUUCUUCCAGAGUGAGGCGGUGUACUCCCGGCGGCGCCUGCUGGCUGCCGACGCCAAGGUGCUGCAUGCAGGUCCUGGCCCCGGGGACUGCGUCCUCUCCACAAACCCUUUUGCCCCAGGGGAGCCCUGCCUUCCUAACCCCACCAAGGGAGGGGUGGACCUAACCCCAUACCUUUCAUACAACAGUGUGCUGGACCUCCAGUGCACCUCCACCACUAUAAACACUCAUGACACAGUGUGUCCCUACUGUGACCAAGACCUCCACCUGACCACACUUGACCGUCUGGGGCACCUGUGGGAGUGUCUGGCGGCAUCUGCCCAGCCUCCACCUCCAGGCACCUCCCAUGAGGGGGAGGCAGCAGAUCCUACCAAGAAGAGGUACCAGUGUGAUGCCUGUGGGGAAACUCUGUGGCUCACUCUGAAGGAGAUAUUUGUCCACAGGAAGUCCCACGCCUCAGAGUCUGCUGGACAGUGACUUCCUUGCUGCCCGUCAUUGCUGCUGCCUCCCUCGCUGGACCAAGUGGCAAGACUGGUGGUUAGUGAGUGACACACAAAUGAACAUUGGCACUUUGCUUGCCAACAAGUUGCAUCACUUGAACAUUGCUGUGCGGCAAAUAACUACAUAACAAGUGAUGACAUUUCAUUGAAGAGUCAUUCUAGGACUUGGUCAGUUUCAGGACGUUUUAAAAUAAAUUUUUCACAAAAAAAUACUUUCGAUGUAAAACAAAGAAUAUAUUGAUAUUGAUAGAAAGGCUUGAUUUUAUUGACCAAAUUUGUUGUUCUCAAGUAAUAUAAGGGUAAAAUUCUCAGUCAUAGCAACUGGGUCCCAAAGCCAUCCGAUCCACUUACCUCCUACAAAACCAUACAACAGAUUUGAACCCACUCCUCUAAUCCCCGAGAGUCACAUCCAUGGGACAAGAUAGAUGACCAGAACGAACACUUUCAACCAGAUCCCUUGAUGCAGAAGCUUGUAUUUUGGCAUGCAUGGAUUUAAACUAUAAAGCGUCUCCUUGGUGCAGUGGUUGGCGUGGCUAACAACGGAUCUCCGGGCUGGGUUCGAAAGGGAAGAGAAGAGAAGAGAAGGAAAGGAAAGGUCUAAUUAAUUCGUCACGCAGUCCACCCAGCUAUUGAUCCUUUUUUUUUGUGCUGGUGGAUAAUUCAAACCGGGAUCUGGAGUAGAUAAACUGUGGUAAUUAACUGUGGUAAUUAACUGUGGUAAUUAACUGUACGUGUCACUUUCCCGUUCUCACCUGUCAGAGGUUUAAGGGCUAAUGGUACGGAGAUGAGCACAGUGGCCAGGCGCAGCUAUUACCGUAGGCUCCUAACUUUGCCUUAUGUUCGUGUAAGAGACAGAUGGUGCACGUUCCCCUCCCU
Messenger RNA from Eriocheir sinensis (Chinese mitten crab), 4765 nucleotides. RefSeq names its product probable ATP-dependent RNA helicase DHX34. Gene Ontology annotation, biological process: nuclear-transcribed mRNA catabolic process, nonsense-mediated decay. The record is from RefSeq and is a predicted model, not a curated record. Bases 162 to 3866 code for a protein of 1234 amino acids. The transcript has 3 exons. NCBI's taxonomy places the organism in Eukaryota, Metazoa, Arthropoda, Malacostraca, Decapoda, Varunidae. Gene Ontology annotation, cellular component: intracellular anatomical structure. Gene Ontology annotation, molecular function: ATP binding; RNA binding.